AUGUGGCAGAAAGACAAGUGGAGAGUUAAAGCACACGUGGCAGGCAAAGGAGAGACGGCGACAUAUUGUCGCCGCUAUUGGUCCGACGAAUAUAAUCAGUUCAGCGCCAUUUAUCUUCUUCCCUCCACCUACUUUCCCCCAAAUCGGUUCUGCUUCCAUCCGGUUCCUCUCCACUUCGGCGAAUCUCUUCUUUUCCACUUGAAAUCGGUUCUCCACCGGCACCACCUCGUCUCCACCGGCAUCACCUUGUCUCCACGGCCACCACCGUCACCACCCCUUCUCCUCGUGCAAAAUAAGGGUUUGAAACGUCUUGAUACGUACCGCAAAACUCACACCGAUAAAGAUGGGAAUUUUGUUGACCCAGUAGCCGAGCAGAAUUAUCUUAAUCUAGAACGCGAGAUUAUGGGCGGAGAAAGCAGCGGUUCUAACCAGCCGAAUGAGGUUGCCGCGUUUCAAAACGUUUUGGGUGAUCGACGCGGAUGGUUCCGGGGGCUUGGGCCUAAACCUUCGAAUAAGCCAUCGAACACUUGUAAUGCGCAACCUCAAACCGCACAACCGUUUUCGGAGGAAUACGUUUCGACUUUGUUCCAAAGUCCGGCGUUCAUAAACCAACUUGAAUCCUUUCUUGCGGCGAGGGGAAAGCAAGUCGCACCCGACGAUGAGUAUGACGAUGACGACCUAACUUGAAUCCUUUCUUCCGGUUAUUUUGUACGGAUAUUUUUUUUAGGAUGUUAUUUUUGCGAUUUUUUAGGAUGUUUAUUGUAUGGAAAUGUUUUAUGCGAUUUUAGUACCUAAAG
Helianthus annuus (common sunflower) is the source of this 797-nucleotide messenger RNA. RefSeq lists its product as uncharacterized. NCBI's taxonomy places the organism in Eukaryota, Viridiplantae, Streptophyta, Magnoliopsida, Asterales, Asteraceae. The record is from RefSeq and is a predicted model, not a curated record. The transcript has 6 exons. Bases 1 to 687 code for a protein of 228 amino acids.